Vidua chalybeata is the source of this 2328-nucleotide messenger RNA. It is a transcript of the gene SMAP2, whose product is annotated as small ArfGAP2. Gene Ontology annotation, molecular function: GTPase activator activity. NCBI's taxonomy places the organism in Eukaryota, Metazoa, Chordata, Aves, Passeriformes, Viduidae. The transcript is spliced from 10 exons. The record is from RefSeq and is a predicted model, not a curated record. Bases 89 to 1363 code for a protein of 424 amino acids.
UCCUCCCCCGGCUGCAGCCCCGCCCAUAGCGGAAGCAGGAAGCGGGCGGGCCGGCCGUGACCCGCGGGCGGGCAGCGCCGGCCGCGCCAUGACGGGAAAAUCGGUGCGGGACGUGGAGCGCUACCAGGCGGUGCUGGCCGGGCUGCUGGCCGAGGACGAGAACAAGUUCUGCGCCGACUGCCAGGCCAAAGGGCCACGAUGGGCAUCCUGGAAUAUUGGGGUGUUCAUCUGCAUCCGCUGUGCUGGGAUCCACAGGAACCUGGGAGUUCACAUAUCCAGGGUCAAAUCCGUCAACCUGGACCAGUGGACACAGGAGCAGAUCCAGUGCGUGCAGGAGAUGGGGAAUGGCAAAGCCAAUCGUCUCUACGAAGCCUACCUGCCCGAGAACUUCCGGAGGCCCCAGACAGACCAAGCUGUGGAGAGUUUUAUCCGGGAUAAAUACGAGAAGAAGAAAUACAUGGACAGAAGCAUCGACAUCAACGCCUUCAGGAAAGAAAAGGACGACAAAUGGAAAAGGACCAACGAGUCGGAAAGAAAACUGGAACCCAUCAUCUUUGAGAAGGUGAAAAUGCCUCAAAAGAAAGACGAAACGCAGCAAUCCAGGAAAAGUUCCCCCAAAUCUGAGCCAGUCAUGGACUUGCUGGGCCUGGACGCUCCGGUGACAACGCCCGUCGCCAACGGCCGGCCCAGCAGCCUGGAGAAGGACCUGGACCUCUUUGCAUCCGUGGGAUCCAGCUCAGACUCCAGGAAGGUCGUUGGCUCCAUGCCAACCUCGGGAAGCGCCGGCUCCGUUCCCGAAAAUCUGAAUCUCUUCCCGGAGCCCGGAGGCAAAGGGGAGGAAGUGGGGAAGAAGCAGCUCUCCAAAGACUCCAUCCUGUCCCUGUACGGCUCCCAGACGUCCCAGGUGCCAGCACAAGGAGCGAUGUUCAUGGCGCCGGCUCAGCUGGGCUACCCCGCCUCUCCCUACUUCCCGGCAGUUCCCCCUUCCAGCAGCAUGAUGGGCGGCUUGAUGGCCCCACCCGUGGGCGUGCUGGCCCAGCCCGGAGCUCCUGGCAUGGUGGCACCCGUGGCCAUCCCGGCGGGCUACGUGGGCAACGUGCUGGGCGUUCCCAACGGGAUGAUGGGGGCCCAGCAGCCCGGCUACGUGGCCGGGGUGCCCCAGGCCGUGUACGGGGUCCAGCCAACGCAGCAGCUGCACUGGAACCUCGCCCAGGUGACCCAGCAGAUGGCUGGGAUGAACUUCUAUGGAGCCAAUGGAAUGAUGGGCUACGGACAGUCCAUGGGAGGAGGAGGAGGAGGAGGAGGAGGAGGAGGAGGAGCCCAGGGCAGCAAUCCCUCCCUCAGCUCCCCGCUGUGGAAAUGAGCCCUCGCUCGCACGUGACCAUUUCUGCCUUUUCUGUUCUCCAGACCUGCUCCAUGAGACAUUCAGGGUUUUUUCUUUUUUUCCUUUUUUUUUUUUUUUCCCAAUCCCUGAGCUCCAUCUCUGCCUUUCCACUGUCACAGCCACGGGGACAGCUGGGUGGCCAGGCCACGAGCACAGCCCCGUCCUCAGCACAGUCAAUGCACACGGGGAGGGGACCCCUCCCUGCACAAAGCUCCUGGGUAGUGCUUGAUGCCCUGCUGGGCACCUGGCCACAGGUGGGACUGGGAAAUCUGGAUUAAUCCCACCCAGAAAGCUGGGAUUUCUCACUUCAGUGUUAAUUUUUUUUUUUUGGUGGGGAGGUGGGGAACCUCGUUUGGUGCUGAGGAACUGGAUUUAAGCCGAGCCCAGGGGCAAGCAAGCCUUGCUACCUCCUCCCUCUGAGCGGAGCUCUCCCUGCUCCCCACCCUCCUUGGAACCAAAGUCCUUGGGAAAAGCCCUCUCCCACCCCCCCUGAGCAAGCAGGAAUCUCGCCCGGAGCGGGGGCAAAGCCGAUGGAAUGUGAAAAACUUGCACUCCAGAGUGAAUUUUCUGGCUGGUGUUGGGAUUUGAUGGAAUUUCACUUUUAACAAUCUAACCAGAGUUAAUUCUCCGGGGCCCAGAGCCCUGUGCAAGUUUUCUUAGACUUUUAAAAAUGACUCUGACAUCCUAAUUUAUACUUUUUUUUUUUUUUUUUCAUAUAUUUUUUUUUUUUUCCUGUUUUGUUUCGUUCUUGUUGUCGUUGUUCCUGUGUAAAAUCCUGGUUCCCCCCCCUUUCCUGGCUCGCUUGGGACAUUUUAAUCUUAGGCAGACUUCUUUUCUCAUCUCCAGUAGAACCCAAAACUGCUUCAAAAGUCAGCAAGAAGUCGGACUUGUGGUCUGCUCUCUCCUGUGGAUAUGUAAAUUCCCAAAUAAAAUAUUGCAGUGGA